AUGGUGAAAGGCCGAGGCAGUCGGAACGAAGAAAUACAGGAUGGGACCCCAGCUCUAGCCGAGUUGGAAAUACCCUCCUCAGUGAACAAUGCUGGGAUUUCAGGUCCACCUUGUUCAGAUAUACGUAAUUUUCAACUCUCAGAGUUCGAAAAAGUGUUUGAUGUAAACGUGAAAGGUGUUUUUCUGGGAAUGAAAUAUGCGGCUGGUAUCAUGAUUCCGCUCAAGAAGGGCUCGAUUGUUUCUCUUAGCAGUGUUGCGAGUGCAAUUGCCGGUGCAGGAACUCAUGCAUAUGUAGGAUCCAAGCAUGCUAUUGCAGGGCUCACCAAGAAUGCAGCUGCAGAGUUGGGGAAGCAUAACAUAAGGGUGAACUGCGUAUCUCCUUAUGCUGUUGCGACACCCUUGGCUUUUGCUUAUGUUCCUGAAGAUGAACGGACUGAAGAGGCCAUCGAUGGUUUUCGAUCGUUUGUUGGGAGGAAUGCUAACUUGCAAGGUGUAGAAUUGACUGCAGAUGAUGUUGCCAAUGCUGUACUCUUUUUGGCAAGUGAUGAAGCAAGGUAUGUAAGCGGGGCCAAUCUCAUGGUUGAUGGAGGCUUCUCCUGUGUGAAUCACUCUCUUCGUGCUUUUAGAUGA
Messenger RNA from Coffea eugenioides, 630 nucleotides. Its product is annotated as xanthoxin dehydrogenase-like. Gene Ontology annotation, biological process: abscisic acid biosynthetic process. NCBI's taxonomy places the organism in Eukaryota, Viridiplantae, Streptophyta, Magnoliopsida, Gentianales, Rubiaceae. Gene Ontology annotation, molecular function: xanthoxin dehydrogenase (NAD+) activity. Gene Ontology annotation, cellular component: cytosol. The record is from RefSeq and is a predicted model, not a curated record. The transcript has a single exon. Bases 1 to 630 code for a protein of 209 amino acids.